AUGGUGGACGACCUGACCGAAGCGGCGAGAUCAGUUGGACUGGAAGUGAACGCCAACAAAACCAACUGGAUGUCCACCAACUCUACUGGACAGACUUUAAUGGUCAACGGCGUGGAAUUGGGGUUAGUACAGUCACUUGUGUACUUAGGCCAAAUUAUACACCUUCCAAGAGACCACGGUGCAGAAGUAAAUAGGCGAGUAAGCUCGGCGUGGAAUGUCUACCGAAAAGUCCGCAGCCUAAUGCGAAGCCGGAUGACGCCCAUGGCUACGAAACGCAAGUCCUGGCAUGUUUGUGUCCUACCAGCUUUUUUGUACGGAUCUGAAGCUUGGGCACUGACGAAAUCGUCCGAAACAAAGCUGGUCAGAUGCCAAAGACGAAUGGAAAGGCAUAUGCUAUGCCACCGACUUGUCGAUCGUGUGCCGAACGCGACGAUUCGAGACCGAACCAAGUUGAAAGACGUGAUUCAAGAAGCUCGAAAGAGGAAGUGGAAAUUUGCGAAGAAGAUUGUGGAAGGAGACCAGGAAAGAUGGGAAGCACGGCUUCUGAACUGGAAGCCCGAUACCAAAAGGCCGCUGGGAAGACCAAGAACGCGAAGACGACUUCAAGAACUUCUACAAGUUUAACAUAG
Messenger RNA from Bursaphelenchus xylophilus (pine wood nematode), 629 nucleotides. The record is from the annotation of a GenBank genome assembly. Lineage: Eukaryota; Metazoa; Nematoda; Chromadorea; Rhabditida; Aphelenchoididae.